This is a messenger RNA of Anolis sagrei ordinatus, 1688 nucleotides long. It is a transcript of the gene MOB3C, whose product is annotated as MOB kinase activator 3C. Gene Ontology annotation, cellular component: cytoplasm. The record is from RefSeq and is a predicted model, not a curated record. NCBI's taxonomy places the organism in Eukaryota, Metazoa, Chordata, Lepidosauria, Squamata, Anolidae.
GUCUGGAAUUUCCCACGCGUGCAACCUGAUCUCAAAGUCCGUCUUCAACUGGAGCCACGAGAAACGAAAAUGUAGCGGAUCUGAGCGAGUGGGGGCCCUGGGUUUGGGGGAAACCCAGCGCGGGAGUUUCCCAAGGCUGACUUUCCCAAGGCUCCUCUUCCUUUCCCAGCCUUUGGGGCGACCAAGGCAGGAGCGCCACAAGGAGAAGGUGGGAGGGAAAGCAGGCAGUGGGCGAGGAAAGGCAGCCCUCCUCCUCCCCCUCUAGACCCAGUCAGGAUGUGACAUCACUGGUGGGGCAGAGCGAGAGAGAAGAAGGCAGGGAGUUUCUUUCAUGAAAUCCCCAGCGAAGGGCUUGCCUUGUGGAGCAACUUGAAGCCCUCGAGCUCCUGGUCGCGCCUUCUCAGUUCCACCUUGGCUGGAGGAACCUGCUCUUGCACCGUUUCUACAAGGAGUUAUCAUUCAUUUGUAUACUUUAAUUUUUUUGCCUUUGGAAAAUAUAUUUCUGAAGUCAUUUUGUUUCACAUUUAUGUGGCCUUGGAAAGCAUCCUUGUCCUUGCCACCCUGGCUGGGUCCAGCCCAGAAUGGCUUUGUGCCUUAAACAAGUUUUUAACAAAGACAAAACAUUUCGACCUCGGAAGAAAUUUGAGCCAGGUACCCAGCGGUUUGAGCUGUACAAGAAAGCCCAGGCCUCUCUCAAGUCAGGACUAGACUUGAAGGCUGUUGUCCAGCUGCCCCCAGGGGAGAACAUCAAUGACUGGAUCGCAGUGCAUCUUGUGGACUUUUUUAACCGGAUAAAUCUCAUCUAUGGGACUAUGUCAGAGUUCUGCACUGAGAAGACCUGUCCCAUCAUGUCAGGUGGCCUCCGGUAUGAGUACCGGUGGCAGGAUGACUACAGAUUCAAGAGGCCAACCAAGCUCUCUGCCCCCCAGUAUAUGUGCAUGCUGAUGGACUGGAUAGAGACACUGAUUAAUAAUGAGGAUAUCUUUCCUACCAGGAUAGGUGUUCCUUUCCCCAAGAAUUUCCAGCAAGUUUGCACCAAGAUGCUCACUCGCCUCUUCAGGGUCUUUGUCCAUGUCUAUAUCCACCAUUUUGACAGCAUCAUCAGCAUGGGUGCAGAAGCUCAUGUCAACACCUGCUACAAGCACUUUUACUACUUCAUCACUGAAUUUAGUUUGGUUGACCAAAGGGAAUUAGAGCCUCUGAAGGAAAUGACAGACAGGAUAUGCCACUAAGACCUGUUCAUCAGUCUUGCAAGAACAAACUGUUCUGUGAUUGACAAGAUGAUGAUCCAGUGACCUGCCACAAGGAAUUCAGGGAGCUUCCUGUUGUAAGAACUAAGAUUUCAUUUUAUUGACACAUAUGGAAACUGUCCACAUGGAUUCCUUUCUUCUCCUGUCCAUCACUCAGUGUUAAUUCCAAACUCCUGAGGCUCACCUCCUUCCACGUUGACUGCCUCACAUCUUAAAGGGGAUCAGAAAAUAAAUGAUGGAAAUAGUUCAAGUGAAGGAACAUUCCUGCAUUAAUACUUGGCAAGGAAACCAAAUAAUCAGCAAUGACAUUGUUUUGUACAGCAUGGAAGUAAACGUCAAAAAAGAAUUUCAUUGUUUUUUAAGAAUGAUUGAUUUUUUUUAAAAAAAAACUAUGACAUAUUUUAACAUGAAUAAAUGAUUUCAGCUAGAUAAACAGGA